AUGACACGCAACGCAAACGCGCAAACGGGCUCUCGGUCUCUCCCGCCCGCAGAGACCAAGCUUCCUUCAGCGAGCCACGAGACCUCGGCGUUGAAGCGGCAGCUGGGCGACUUGGGCUCGUCGCGGCGUCAGGACCGACAUCUCGCCGACAGGGCCGGCAUCCUCACCGACGAGGAGCACAAGCUCGGCGAUCUCAACGUCGUAGCUGCGUACAAGGCACAUUUCCGAGAGUCGCCUUUUGAGUUCUUGCAGCAAUUCGUUGCAUACGGUCAGGGAACCGGCUGGCGUGGCUAUUCAAACUACAUUGGCGCACCCAUCCUCUACAAUGGAUGCUCCGAAGAGAGCAUCCGCGCCGUGCUUAACAGCGAACAGGUGCAAGACCGCAUUCGCAAGCUGGCAUCGAGCCGCGUCGAUCGCCUCCUGCCAGACCAGUCACCCGCAUCUCCCACCGGUCCCAAUAAAAUGCAGAAGAAUCUCGCCAUCUUCAAGGAGCGAAAGCGCCGUCAGAUCGAACAGCAGUUGCGCGAAGAGGCGCUCGCCAUCCUCCAGGUCAGCGUGGCGCGCAUCGACUCGCUCUCUUUCCUCAAGUUCUUUGCUGCCACCGUCAACAACAUCCUCGCCAGAAUGUACCACCAAGGUAUCCACAUCAGCGUUCCGCAGGUGCUCGAACUCCGUCGGGUCGCCGCGUACGCCGCAGAACGAAAGCAGAGCAUCCUCUUCCUUCCUUGUCACAAGUCGCACAUCGACUAUCUCACCGUUUCUUGGCUCAUGUUCCGACUCGGCAUCGCCCUUCCGCACAUCAUUGCUGGCGAGAAUCUCGACUUGCCCGUGCUCGGUGACGUACUUCGCAAGGGAGGCGCCUUUUUCAUCCGUCGCACCUUCUCCGGCGAUCAAUUGUAUCCUGCUGUCAUCAAAGAGUAUGUCGAGACGCUUCUCGCCAGCGGCAAAAAUCUCGAGUGCUUCAUCGAGGGCACCCGCUCCCGAACGGGCAAGCUCCUGCCUCCCAAGCUCGGCAUCCUCAAGUACGUCGUCGAGGGUCUGCUCAACGGACGUACCGACGAUGUGUGGAUCUGCCCGGUUAGCCUCCAGUACGACUCGGUCAUCGAGUCGGAGACGUAUGUAUCCGAGCUGCUUGGCAAGCCAAAGGAGGCAGAGUCCCUUCUCGGUCUGCUCUCGGGCAGCUCGUCGCUGUUGCAACUCAAGAUGGGCCGCAUCGACAUCCGCUUCGAUACACCCUGGUCCCUGCAAGGCUUCAUCAAGGAGCAAAAGGAUCGCCGAGCAGCGCCGGGCUACAAGGACGAAAAGGUGGAGCUGGACCCGGUCAAGAACGAGAGGCACAAGAUGCUUUUACUCAAGGCGCUCGGCUACCGCGUUCUCGCCGACAUCAACAAGGUCUCUGUGAUCAUGCCGGCUGCUCUGAUCGGCACGGUUGUGCUCAUCCUGCGAGGACGCGGCGUGUCGCGAAGUGAGCUCAUCCGCAGGGUCGAGUGGCUCCGAGCGGCCAUCGUCAAGAAGGGCUUCACCGUUGCCGACUUUGGUGCGAUGAACACGGGCGAGGUGGUGGACCGCGCGCUCAGCACCGUCAUGAAGGGUCUGAUCGCCGAGGAGAGGGAUGUGAUGGAGCCGACGUUUGUGCCGGUCAAGCGCUUCGAGCUCAGCUUCUACCGCAACCAGGUCAUUCACAUCUUUGUGUCCGAGUCGCUCGCAGCUGCGGCACUCUACACCAAGGUCAAGCAGGGCGGCACCGCACCGAUGCAGAGGAUGACGCGACAGGACAUGCUGAACGAGUGUCUCUUCAUCUCUUCGGUGCUGCGCAACGAAUUCGUGUUUGGCGUCGACUCGCUCGAGAUCAACGUCGACCGCACCGUCGACGGCAUGGUCGCCGACGGAAUUCUGGACAAGCACCCGGACAUCAAGCCCGACGAGGGCGGCUCGAUCGAACUCAGCCUCAAGGAGCGCGAAAAUGGCCGAGAGAAUUUCGACUCGUUCCUAUUCCUCAUCUGGCCCUUCAUUGAAGGGUACUGGCUGGCGGCCGUGUCGCUACUCUCGCUGAUCCCGCAGGGCGCCGAGGAGAAAGGCUAUCCGGAGAGCAAGCUGCCCUGGUUUGCAGCCAAGGAUUUCGAAAAGCACACGCAGCUGCUCGGCAAGACGCUCUACGCGCAAGGCGAGCUGUCGUACCUCGAGUCCAUCAAUGCGGCCACACUAUCGCAAGCCUUCACCAGGAUGGAGGAGAUGGGUAUGAUUCUGCGCAAAAAAUCGUCGCAUCAGAAGCCCGUGCCGAUCAUGUCCCUGCACCCAAGCUUCUGGCCCUCGCAGACGUCCAAGCUGACCGACUAUAUCGAUCACCUCUCCCAGUUCCGACGCGAGGGCAAGGACCGACGAGAGCAGAACGUCGGUGCCAAGGUGCGCAAGUACACGUCUCUGUACAUGCCCUCGGUCGUGGAAGAGUCGGCCAACAAGCAGCGACAGGCGCAGAUUGUUGUACUUGUCAGCCGGCUGUUUGAGGGAUGCGCAUCGUCUGUUUGGCUGGGCUGGAAGCGACUUUCGACAUGUUGGAUUCUGCUUUUCUUCGCGUGUUGGUUGCGUUUUGGCUCGGCAUCCAAAGCGGCGCUCGGACGCUGCUGUUCCGAAGUCGGCGGCGCUGCUUUCCCUCCUGGGUUUGAAGCUUUGGCCACCUUUGGCCAGCUCUGCCGUGAGUCGGAUUCUGAUUUGCUCCUCCGCCACGUCUUCUCCGCACGACAUCCUCGCCGAACGCAGCUAUCCGGCGGCAUCCCCUGGCUCCUCUUCUUUUGCUUUGCCACUGCUUCUGCCAGGCUUCCUUUCCGGCUCACACACGCACAUUUUCCGCCCCUCGUCACUCACUGCUUCUGGACUAUCGAGGCAGCUUCUGCUCGAUCCGUCCUUCCUAUCAUCAAGCUGUCGGCGCACGCUUUCAUCAAGCUCGUCACCGCCGCCUCUGUUCGGUUCGGACAGACCAACACUGCUUCCCGCUCGGUAGCCACCAUGGCCUCUUCAUCUAACUCCGCCCCGGCCGCUUCGGCUGACAAGACCGGCAAGCACGACGACAUCGCCGCCGCUCGCCGCUUCCUCGAGUACGUCGACGCCAGCCCCACUCCCUUCCACGCCGUCGCCACUACCUCGGCCCUCCUGGACGCCGCCGGCUUCGUGCGCGUCAAGGAGAACGAGCUGUGGGACAACAAAGUCAAGCAGGGCGGCAAGUACUACUUUACCCGCAACCAGUCCGCCAUCGUCGCAUUCGCCGUCGGUGCAAAGUACCAGCCCGGCAACGGUGUCCACGUCGUCGGCGCCCACACCGACUCUCCCAACUUCCAGAUCAAGCCCGUCUCCCGAAAGGCCAAGGAGGGCUACCUGCAGUGCGGCGUAGAGACCUACGGCGGCGGCAUCUGGGCCUCGUGGUUCGACCGCGAUCUCGGCGUCGCCGGCAGGGUCAUCGUCUCGGACUCCAAGAACCACGACGCCUUCACCGGCAAGCUCGUCCACAUCAAGCGGCCCAUCCUCCGCAUCCCCACCCUCGCCAUCCACCUCAACCGCACCGUCAACGAGGCCUUCAAGUUCAACGUCGAGGACAAUACCGUCCCCAUCCUCGGCCUCGCCACCGAGCAGCUCAACAAGCGCGCCGACGAGGCCGCCGAGGCUGCCAAGGUCACCCCGCAGGCAGUCGGCUCGCCCGUCAUGGCCGAGAAGCACCACUCGAUCCUGCUCGACCUGCUCGCAUCCGAACUCGGCAUCCCCGUCGAGCAGAUCCAGGACUUUGAGCUCAGCCUCUACGACACCCAGCCAGCCUCGAUCGGCGGCAUCAACAACGAAUUCAUCCACUCGCCCCGCCUCGACAACCAGAUGUCGUGCUUCUGUGCCACCGAGGCGCUCAUCGAGUCGCUUGCCUCCGCCGAGUCGCUCAACGCAUCCUCCUCUAUCCGCGCCAUCGCUCUCUUCGACAACGAGGAGGUCGGCUCCGUCUCCACUCACGGCGCCGAAUCCAACAUGCUUCCCAGCCUCAUCCAGCGCCUCGUCGCCCUGCCCAUCGCGUCUUCCGGCUCCUCGGCACCCGCAGCCUCGAAUCUGUACGAACAGGCCAUCGCACGAUCCUUCCUCCUCUCCUCGGACAUGGCGCACGGCUUCCAUCCCAACUACCCCUCCUUCUACGAGGAGAACCACCGCCCCAAGAUCAACGGCGGACCCGUCAUCAAGACCAACGUCAAGCAGCGAUACGCCACCACCGGCCCCACCGCUUUCCUCAUCCGACGCAUCGCCCAGCGCGCACAGGUGCCUCUGCAGUCGUUUGUCGUCAAGAACGACAUGCCCUGCGGCUCCACCAUCGGUCCCAUGCUCAGCAAGCUCGGCAUCCGCACCCUCGACCUCGGCAACCCACAGCUUUCCAUGCACUCGAUUCGUGAGACCUGCGGCACCAAAGACGUUGCCUACAAGAUCGAGCUCUUCAAGCACUUUUUCGACUCGUUCGAACAGGUCGAUGCUCAGCUCACCAUCGACUGA
Messenger RNA from Moesziomyces aphidis, 4512 nucleotides. NCBI's taxonomy places the organism in Eukaryota, Fungi, Basidiomycota, Ustilaginomycetes, Ustilaginales, Ustilaginaceae. The record is from the annotation of a GenBank genome assembly.